ACUCGGAAACGCAGAGGGAGUUAGAGAGAGAGAUUGCUUGCUUACUUACUUACUUGUUAGCAUAGAAUCUACGAACAAGGCUUUUGGAGCAACACUCAUCUUUUUCGUGUUUCCGCAGUUAUUAUCGGAUGAGCCUAAGAAGACUCAAAGUAUUCAUCGUUAGCCUAUACCUAAAUGCACCGGAAGUUAACAACGGAAGAACUGCCUGUGUCGCCAUCGUUCCAAACUGUGGAAUACAAAGGAAUUUAGAGGUGGAUUAACCGUAGAGUUCAGACAUGAUGGACUCGGGAGUGGCCGUGGGAGCUGUGGCUGAACCGCACGCAGACAGCAAGUGUGAGCAGUCUCAUUUCCUGCAGGAUCAUAAGGAGGUGCAGGAGCACUCAUUGCAAUAUGAGGAGAGGAUAGCUGAGCUCCACAGCAUAAUUGCUGAACUCAACAAGAGGAUUGGCCUACUGCAGUGCACCACAAACAGAGAAAAGAGUGAAUUUUCAGAGUUGCAUUCCAGGCUUAACCACAGUAAUCAGGAAGCUACUGAAGAUUUGGACGAGGAUCAAGUGUCUUGUGUUUCUAUACCUGAAAAGCAGUCAGUGCUGGUCACUGCAGACAUAGAUAACUGCAGUGAUCUAAAUUUGGAGUUGCAACGGGUGCUGAUCGGCCUUGAGACUGUGGUAUGUGGCCGCAAGAAGAGUUCGUGCAGCCUUUCAGUGGCUGAGGUGGAUAGGCACAUUAAGCAGCUUACCACAGCCAGCCAGCACUGUGAUCUUGCCAUUAAGACUGUAGAGGAGAUCGAGGGGGCACUGGGCAAAGAUUUUUACCCAAGUCUGUGUGAGGAGCGUGUUCGAUGGGAGAUGGAGCUGGCUGGUUUGCAAGAAGAGAAUGAGAGUCUGACAAUGAUGCUGACCAGCAAAGAUGAAGAGCAUAAUCACACCAAAGCUACCAUGAGUGCCAUUCGUGAGGAGAGAGAUCGCCUCCGCUGCCAUGUGCGGGAGCUGCAGACUCGACUACAGAGUAUCCAGAGUGGUGGGGGUCAGUUCAGUCCAUGUUGUGUAAUCCCUGCCAGGCGAACCAUCAAUCUGAGCCCAGGCGAGCUCAGCACUAGUAACAGCAGCAAUGACAUCCCUGUAGCCAAGGUGGCUGAGAGAGUAAAGCUUUCCAAAACACAGUCAGAGUCAUUGGAACGAGCCAAGCAAGUCUCAGAUAUUACCAAUAUUGGGGUGUCCAGUAGUGUAGAAGAACAUCUGGCACACUCUCUGCAGGACUGCUCUAACAUCCAGGAGAUCUUCCAGACACUUUAUUCUCAUGGCUCUGCCAUCUCAGAUAACAGACUCCGGGAGUUUGAGGUCGAGACCGAGCGGCUACACAGUCGAAUUGAACACCUUAAGUCCCAGAAUGAUCUAUUAACCAUCACACUGGAGGAAUGUAAGAACAAUGCAGAGAGGAUGAGCAUGCUGAUGGGCAAAUAUGAGUCCAAUGCUACAGCUCUGCGCCUGGCUUUACAUUACAGUGAGCAGUGUAUCGAGGCCUACGAGAUACUGCUAGCUCUGACAGAGACAGAGCAUGGUCUGGUGCUGGGCCAAUAUAAAGUGGCUAGAGUCAGCACUGUGGAAUCGGCAAUAUUCAUGCACCUUCCAGGAGAACAAGGUAAUGAGGAAAGCGUGCCUCACUUGCUGAAGCAAGCUCACGACUACAGGAAGACUGCAGAGACCGCAGCUAAAGAUUUGCUAGUUCGACUGGAUGGCAGCUGUGGAGACCUUUUUACUGUCACUGGCUGCAAUGUGCAACCAUGGGAGAGUCUGUCCUCCAACAGCCACACCAGCACAACCAGCUCUACAACCAGCAGCUGUGAUACAGACUUCUCUAAAGAGGAUGAGCAGCGUCUAAAGGAUUACAUCCAGCAGCUAAAGAAUGAUCGAGCAGCUAUUAAGCUCACAAUGCUGGAGCUAGAGAGUGUGCACAUCGACACUCUGAGAUAUGACAUAAAACCAUGUGUAGACUCACACCGACUUGACCUGGAGAAUGCUGUACUUAUGCAGGAGCUCAUGGCUAUGAAGGAGGAGAUUGCAGAGAUGAAGGCUCAGCUUUAUCUGUUGGAGAAGGAGAAGAAGGCACUGGAGCUGAAGCUGAGCAGUCAGGAGACAAAAGAACAGGCAUACCUAGUACAAAUUGAGCAUCUGAAAUCAGAGUUAGAGGAGCAACAUGAACAGCGGAGAAGGUCACUCAGUUCUACAGGUAGCAGCACCAAGGACAAAAGUGCCAAGGACACUUCAGUGAUUAUAGUGUCAGAGCUGAGAAGCAUCAGUUACAGUGACCCUGCAGCAGAGCUAAAUAAUGCCCUCCAGAAAACAGAAAAGAGUCUUGCUUUACCCCUCACCCUGAGAGAUGGUGGGACCAGUCGAGCAGUGUGAGUAGCUCGGAGAGAGGUGACAAGCGCUUUGAGGUAAGAGGGAGCUGGUGCAUUUUUGGCUUUGUAGGUAGGAGUUUUGUAUCUGAUGUGUACAGCUACUGGAAGCCAGUGGUGGGAGCGCAGCAAUGGGGUGGUAUGUGAGAACUGAAAGCACCUAAGCAGCCUGUGUGGAUAAAAAUAGCCAAAUCCUUCUGAUAUUGUAGAGAAGAAACCAAAAUGAGCAUGUCAUUAGUAACACGAGAGGAAAACAGGCUGCGAGCCGAACAAAAGCCAUGAAACAUGAGGGAGGGAAGGAGAAUAUAAGUUGAGUGUCAUCAGCAUACAGUAGCAGUGGUAAGAGAACCCAUGUGAGAACUUCCCCAAGGGACUGAGUAAGUCAAUUUACAAGUCAAGAAGCUUUUAUUGUCAUUUCAACCAUAUAUAGCUGUUGCAGUACACAGUGAAAUGAGACAACGUUUCUUAGGACCAUGGUGCCACGCAAAACAAAGACAGAGCUAAGGACUUAUGUAAGUAGCCCUAGCCACAUAAAGUGCAUCUGUGAAACCUGGUGCAAACAGUGCAGGACAAGACAGACAGGACAGUGCAGGACAAAAGACAGUGCAAACAAAAAAAUUACAAGGCAAUACACAAAAGACAAUACACAAGAGACAAGGGAUGAUAGUAUUGAAUGCUGAACUAAAGUCUAUGAACAGCAUUUGUGUCUUUAUUGUUCAGGUGGGUGAGUUCUAAAUGAAGGGCCAUGGCAAUGGCAUCGUCUCUGGAGCGGUUUGGACGAUAUGCGAACUGUAGGGGGUCCGGUGAGGGUGGUAAAUGUGUCUUGAUGUCGGCCGUGGAUAGACAGAGUACCUGGUCGUCGGUGGGAGUGAUAGUCUUUGCUGUUACGUUGUUCUGCACCUCAAACCGAGCAUAAAAGUUGUUCAGCGCCUCUGGGAGGGAGGCAUCACUAUCACAGGCAGGUGAAGCUGUCUUGUAGUUCAUGAUCGCCUUAUGCCCUGCCACAUGCGCCUUGUGUCACCGCUGUCCUUGAAGUGGCUGUGGAUUGUCUGGGCAUGUGCGCGUUUUGCUUCUCUGAUGGCUCGGGACAGUUUGGCCCUUGCUGUCCUUAGGGCCAUCCUGUCCCCUGUUCUGAAGGCUAGGUCUCUAGUUUUCAGCAGCGCACGCACUUUAGCAGUUAUCCAUGGCUUCUGGUUGGAGCGUGUGGUGAUGGUCUUGGAGAUGGUCACGUCAUCAAUGCACUUGCCGAUCUGGCUGGUCACUGAUGCUGUGUACUCCUCCAAGUUGAUGGAGUCGCCGUUGGUUGCAGCCUCCCUGGAGAUGUUCCAGUCAGUGCACUCAAAGCAGUCCUGAAGAGCAGAGGUGGCUCCUGCUGGCCAGCGUGAAAAAGUAGUCACAAAGUCUACAUACUGAUGGAAUUUUGGGAGCACUGACUUGAGGUUUGCAUGAUGGAAAUCUCUGGCGAUGAUAAACAGUGAACAUUCUGCAGAUCGCUAAUAGCCCCGUAUAGCUCACUUAGCGCCUCUUUAUCAUUAGCGCUGGGGAGGAUGUAAACUCCGACAAUGAGAACUGUGGUGAAUUCAUGUGGUAAAUAAAAUGGCCUGAAUCUAACAGUCACAAACUCUAUUGAUGAUGAGCAGUAGUUAGAAACAAGCACAGAGUUCUUACACCAUUUUGUGUUGAUGUAAACACACACCACCACCGUGAGUCUUACCGCACAGAGCUGCAUUUCUGUCAGCUCUAAAUGAGGUGAGUCCAUCGAGCUGAAUGGCAGCGUCCGGAACUCUGUCGCUGAGCCACGUCUCCGUGAAAACAAAGAUACAGCAGUUUCUAAACUCUCGCCAUGUAGUGUGUUCGAGUCGGAUGUAGUCCAGUUUAUUGUCCAGGGAGCAAACAUUGGAGAGUAGAAAGGACAGGAGAGCCGGCCAGCUAGGGUUUGUUUUUAACCUAGCACGGACACCCGCCUGUUUACCGCGCUUCUGCUUCCUCACGCACCGCUUUUGGCGUCGCCUCUCCUGGUAUCAGGCGAUACUGAGGACUGAAGGCCUGGUCUCCGCAGCAAGCUGAGAUUGUGAAGCCUUUCCAGUACAUCAUUGUGCAGGUUGGUUGUUGCACGAUUUCGAACAUUUUGAACACCGCUGCCUCUGGUGUCCAUGUACUGGAAAUUGUCAGGCUAAAAAACGUAAAUAAAACCUUGACAUAAGUGGAGAUUCUGCUUAGAGUAGAUGUCGCUAUCCUCCAAUGUUAACUAAUAUGUGCAAACUUCCAGGUAGGAGGCAAACCAUUCCUAAUCUGAUCCACCAAUUCCAAGACUCCUGAAGGUGGAAAAGAGAGUCUUGUUGUAGUCCGUAUCAAACAACUCUGAAAGAUUGAGGAGGAAAGGACAAAUGAAAGCUUGGCUGAUAUACCAGCAUGUAGAUUAAAGUGUUGCUUUAAAGCCAGACUGGUUGGGAUCUUGAAGGUUGUUCUGCAAGAGAUAGACAGACUGUUGAUUAUACAAGAAUUUUUUAAAGGAAAGAAAGAAGUGAUACCAGUCUGUAGUUACUGAUAUCUAAUAAAUCCAGAGAAGGUUUCUUCAGGAUGGAAAUAACCCUUGCUCUCUUGAAGGUAGUUGGUACAUGACCCGAUGUUAGGGAUCCAUUUGUGAUCAUGGUGCAGGGUGUAGGUUGAUAAAUGUGAAAAUGAAGGAGAAGAGGAUUCCUGGCUGUGAAAUGUGGGUGUAGUUGGGGCAGACGUGAAUGUCUGGAAGAUUUUCUCAAUCUUCUCAGCAAAGUCUCGCAAAGUCCAGAACUCAUAGUAAGAUUUAUUCUGAAUUUAGGGGGAUAUUCAGCAUUUUCUUCCUAGUUUAGACAUCUACCAGUUCCCACCCAUCAGCCAGAUGUACCUAUCAUAUGACAGCUACCAACCAGGGAAAGAAAAUAUACUGCUGCUCAUACUCUGUAACAGUGCAGCAUAACACACUUGGAGGAAAAAUCUAUCUACCCUCCCCAGUAUGCAAGAGCUGAAAACCUAAUGUACAUUUGAAAUGGCAAAAAGAAUAAAUCAUAUUGACUACCCAUCCAGAGUGUAUUCCCACUUCAUGCCUAGCCUGCCUGAUGUCCAGUCUGCCUGAAAAUGGCUAGCUCUCAAUUUCUCUUCUCUAAGAGAAACAGGCAUAUAUUUUUGAGUCAUAUCUUAUGACUGAAAACCAACAAUAUUUAUCUAUACAUCAGACCAAUUUUAAUUUAAACCCAUUUAAUAUGAAGGUUUUUGACAGUGCCUUGUUAGAUUGAUUGGCCAGAACAUAUAUCAGAGCCAUUGCACAACCAUUGGAUAUAUAAAAUACAACAUUGUGAUAUGUCCAGAAAAGGAAACUAUAGAUCACUGUUUAUUUGCUGUGAGAAAAUGUGAACAGUUGUCUACAGAAAGGUGUGUCUGCU
Molecule: messenger RNA, 5817 nt
Organism: Tachysurus vachellii
Lineage: Eukaryota; Metazoa; Chordata; Actinopteri; Siluriformes; Bagridae
Gene: mcc
Product: MCC regulator of WNT signaling pathway
Exons: 15
Coding region: 276-2405 (709 amino acids)
Source: RefSeq, a predicted model, not a curated record